Oncorhynchus kisutch (coho salmon) is the source of this 1762-nucleotide messenger RNA. RefSeq names its product cell growth regulator with EF-hand domain 1 (gene cgref1). Gene Ontology annotation, molecular function: calcium ion binding. The transcript has 5 exons. The record is from RefSeq and is a predicted model, not a curated record. Lineage: Eukaryota; Metazoa; Chordata; Actinopteri; Salmoniformes; Salmonidae. The coding region runs from base 244 to 924 and encodes 226 amino acids.
UUAAAAUUACCAGCUCAAAAUCCAAACGGGUCAAAAGUGGAUUUUCCAGCAGGGUGACUUUUCCAGUUCAAUUUAUGUUACGUUUUGUCGUGCUUUUGUUGUUUAUAUUUCUUGGUGAGCCUGUCAGACAACAGACUACACUGUAUGUACUGUACCUGUAUGUGAGUUUACAUCACAACCGCCUCUGAGGUGUGACCGCGUGGUUGGUUGCUAGAAAAAUUGUGGGCACUGAGCAGACAGUCAAUGCCAGCUAGCCUUGUACAUUACUGGUUCAUUUAUUUUUCAGGAUAUUUAUCUAGACCUGUGAUCAGAGCUAGAAAUGUAGGCUAUACUGUUGCACUGUCUUUCAGGUCAUGUAGGAAUAACAGAAACAGGAAGUAUGAUGUUAAGGAAACACUCAGAGUACAGUCAGUAGGAGCCCUUCCCCCUUUCACACUGGCCAAUCCCUUCGGCUCUGGAGAGGAGGACCGCAGGCUGCUGCAGAGCUACAUCAAGGCCAACGUAAAGGAGGGACAUGGAGGACCGGAUAGCACCUGGGAACAAGAGGUGUUCUUCCUGUUCAGUCUCCAUGACUAUGACCGCAGCGGUCACAUGGACGGCCUGGAGAUAAUGAAGCUGCUCUCUGAAUACAACUCCCACAAUGCACCUGGAGGACAGUCAGCAGAGACGGUGGUGGCCAUGGUAGACUUUCUCCUGCAGACUCAGGAUCUAAACCAGGACGGUCUAAUAGCUCCCCCUGAGCUUCUCUCUCCUCCCAAACUACAACAGCCAGACGCUAACUCCCAGGGUGCACCUGAACAGGAAGGGGGUGUAGAUGUCAAAGAGGGAGUCAACGUUGAGGAACCAAAACAAGAGGCAGAGCAGGAAGAGGAAGCAGAGGAACGGCUCAUUGAGGAAGACUCAAGGCCAGGAGAUGGACAGUAAAUUAAGACAUGAACAUUCUAUACAGGAAAAGGCAAAAGGACCACAUAUCCCAUAGGCCACUGCUGCUGAUCAUGAGCAACCAAGGCCUGCUCCUGUACUACAUCAGGGGCAACCUGAGAUGUAAACAAUUAUAAUACGCAAACAGCACAACUAUAAUACUUCCGUCCAGAGAGUUGAGUCAGCCAAUAGCAGGAGCCUGUUCACUGACAUGCAGAGUUACCCAAUCACAGCCUCUCAUCCCCCUUUGAGGGUCUUGUUUCAGUUCAAAGCUGAUGGAUUGUCUGCUUUUUUGGUACAAAGUCAAGGUAUGUCAGCCAUAUUGUUUAUGCUGCUGUUACAUUUCAUCAUUGCUCUUCUGAACAAGAAACUCAGGUUUGAAAUGUGUUCUGUGCCAAAAGAUACUAUGCAUUACACUGCUAAAUAGCAGAAAAGGUAUGGACAGAGUUAAGAAAUGUGGAAAAUCCCUGAAGCUCAUGAUUUGGCAUCAUUACUGCAUUUGAGGGACAUUGUUUUACUGGGAGCUCAGCUCAAGAACCUUGGUCCCUUAUGCCACCUGCAAACUAAAACUUGAGUUGUACAAAGACUUGCUUCCCUGCACAGCCCCAAUGCAGAGUAGCCCUCUUUCUCCGAGUUCCUUUCAAAUCCAUGAAGGGAAUGAACAAAUACACACAUUGGGGAGAAGGGUCAUCUACAAUUUAGGUUAGGAUGUUCUCUCAUGUAAUUAAAAUACAUUUUUGGAAUUUAAGAAACAAAUGAAUAUUUGGUUUACUGUAUGUUUUCCUGAAUUGAAGGUUUGUAUAUUUAAGACUAAACAAAAUAAAGCUCAAAUUAAUGCUAA